Molecule: messenger RNA, 471 nt
Organism: Miscanthus lutarioriparius
Lineage: Eukaryota; Viridiplantae; Streptophyta; Magnoliopsida; Poales; Poaceae
Source: the annotation of a GenBank genome assembly
AUGGCCACCGCUCUUCAAGCUGCCGUCCCCAGGCCACACAGUGCGGGGGAGCAAUUCCUUCUGAAGGAUCAGGAGGCGAACAACCCCGACGUCCGCCGCGCCGAAGAUGGCGACAGGAGUGUCCCCUGGUUCACCUUGCUGGGUCUCACCAUUCUCACCUUCAACUCCGGGAUGGCUAUCGUCCGGUCGCAAGGAGAUGCGAUGGCCAUUGCCUUCGUCGGGUUUUCCUAUGCCGAUCUGCUCGCACUGUUCGCCUGCCUGAGGAUGUACGAGCGAGCACCUGCCGGCUCGUCCACGAGAGGGUGGCUCAAGGUCGCUGUGUGGAUCUUGACGACGCUACUCACCUUCGCUUUCUCUUCCAAAGUCGCGGCCGUUAUGCCACCCACGGUGGCGCUGCUUGUGUGGCUCGUGGCUUUCGCGACUGUUGCCGGAGGAUUCGUCGCCUUCUUCGUCUACAAGGAGAAGCAAUGA